Messenger RNA from Clunio marinus, 3145 nucleotides. Lineage: Eukaryota; Metazoa; Arthropoda; Insecta; Diptera; Chironomidae. The record is from the annotation of a GenBank genome assembly.
AUGAAGAAACAUCAGCGAUGAAUACGUAGCCGUCUCACAAGUAUUCAGUCUUUUGAACAAGAAAGACGCGUGACUUUUCGAACAAAAUUAAAUUUUCAUCAAGAGAUUCUUAUUUCUUUUCAAAGUGUUUCAAAAAUAGAAAGACGAAUAUUGUUUAAAUAGAAGUUGCAUAAUAUAAGAUUAAAAGUAUAGUUAAGGACGAAUAAAUUUUCAAUUCCUUUUAUACAGAAAAAAUAUUUAUAAGCGAGAGAGGUUCCGUGUUAGAUAAAUAGAAAGUUAAUGUCAAAUUUAAAAUACCAAAAAGUUGAGACAAAUUCUUCUGAUUCACAAGAGGAGAUAACUCAGCAGAAUACAAUGGCUCAUGUUUCUAAUAUACCAUCAACACAUUCAAGUCAACAACUCAUGAGUGAUGCUGAAAGUGUUCUCACUGAAGAAGAUUCUAAAAGUCUAAGUCGGAGGAGUCGGCAAGCUGAAACAACUUUGGGCUUCCGAUCAGUUACUUCCAAAGAAUGGUUCACAGUCGCCGUGCUAUGUUUCAUUAAUUUAAUAAACUACAUGGAUAGGUUUACAAUUGCUGGUGUUUUGACUGACAUCCAAGACUCUUUCGGUAUCAAAGAUGACGAGGGAGGCUUACUACAGACUGUAUUCAUCCUCAGUUACAUGAUUUUUGCACCAAUUUUCGGAUAUUUAGGCGAUAGAUUCUCACGAAAAGCAAUCAUGGCAUUUGGCAUAACAUUAUGGGGUGCAACGACACUUUUAGGAUCAUUUAUGAAUCACUUCGGUUGGUUCAUAGCAUUCCGAGCCCUCGUUGGUAUUGGUGAAGCUUCAUAUUCAACAAUUGCGCCGACAAUUCUUUCCGAUCUUUUCAUUCAUGAUUUACGAUCGAAAAUGUUGGCGAUUUUCUACUUUGCUAUUCCUGUUGGAUCUGGUUUGGGUUAUAUUGUUGGAUCAGAAACAGCUAAAGCUCUUGGAUCAUGGCAUUGGGCAUUACGUGUGACUCCCGUGCUCGCUCUCGUCGCAGUCUUUCUUCUCUACUUUAUCGAGGAACCAGAACGUGGACAAAGUGAAGGUUCAGCACAUAUGGAAACAACAUCAUAUAUUGAAGAUGUUAAAGAUGUUUGCAAAAACAGAUCAUUCAUGUUGUCAACAGCUGGCUUCACUUGUGUCGCAUUUGUUGCUGGUGCACUCGCUUGGUUUGGACCAAAAUUCAUGCAUCUUGGACUUAAAAUGCAACCAGGAAAUGAAAACAUUCAACUUAACGAAGUAUCAUUUAUAUUUGGCGCCAUAACAAUGACAGCUGGUAUCAUAGGCGUUCCAUUGGGCAGUUACUUAUCAACAAGAUUAAGCAAAAGUUAUCCACGAAGCGAUCCUGUGAUUUGUGCAAUUGGAUUACUUAUAAGUGCGCCGCUUAUAGCGGCAUCAAUGAUGUUUGUUACAGCCAGUUCCACAUUAGCUUAUAUCUUUGUCUUUCUCGGUGAAGUUGCACUUAAUUGCAACUGGGCGAUAGUUGCUGAUAUGCUUCUGUACGUCGUUGUACCAACGAGAAGAUCAACUGCUGAAGCAUUCCAAAUUCUUAUAUCUCAUGCGUUUGGCGACGCUGGAUCACCGUACUUAGUUGGCCUAAUCUCAGAAUCUUUAAAGCCGGUCUUAAGAAGCUAUGAAAAGGGCGUUAAUCUCGAUGUAAACUUUGGAAAAGUUAUCGAAAGUUUCUCACAAGUUGCUGAAAAUGCAACAUCAGUCGUCACGACGUCACUUGUUCCUCAUGAUUCCACAAAUGUACAAUUCAAGGCACUUCAGUACUCACUCUUUUCAACAUCAUUUGUUGAAGUACUUGGUGGCGUAUUCUUCCUUCUAACUGCUGUUUAUGUUCUCAAGGAUCGAGCAAAUGUUGAUAGAGCUGUUGCAGAGAGUAAUGUGAAUGGUGAAACAAACAAUCAAUACGUGAGUGAACAAUCAGAGCAGUCGGAGCAAUCAACAUCAGUUUCGGAAAACUGAUAUUAAAUGUAAAGUUGUCAACGUCAAGGAGAUUCGUCUUGCAGUUAGAAGUUUAGUUAGAAAAUGAAUGUCAAUCCAUUAACCAUCAACGUCAUCAUUUAAUAUGCUCAAGACAUACACACACACAACAACUUUUCAUCAUAUAUUUUGUAAGAAAAGCUAAGAGCUUCUUGUUUUGUUCAUUUGCUUUUAAGCAUCAUCGUUGAUUGAAAAAUUAAUUGGAACGAAAACACUUUUCUUUUUCUCUACUUAGAAAGUCCUCCAUUAAAUUGGAAAAUGGACGUAAUGUUCAUGUAAGAAGAAUGAAAGUACCAAUAAUUAUUAUGCAAUGAGACUGUGUUUUAGCUUAAAUAAUUAGUUAGCUUAUGAUCCCAAUUUUAGUUCGAGUUUUAUAACACUCGAAGUCGCAGAAAAUUAUGAAAGAUUCAAAUCGAAUAAGUUAAGGGUUGACGGUUGCAUCACAAUCACAAUUUGCAUCACAAUCACAAUUUUUACUCAAACAUAGUGAUAAAUGCAAUGUGGGUGAAUGUUGUUGUUACAUUGGGUGAUUGUUGUGCAUGUCGAUUUAAUUUCAUUUCAUGACUUAUGAUGAUCGACCUUAACAGUAUAAAAAGAGAAAAGAAAUAAGGAAAUUUGUGAUAAUCCAUACGCUAAAUAAGAUAUGGAAACACAUACCGACAUAUUUAUAACAUAAAAAACAUUGAAGUCUUCUUUUUAUGUCCGCCGACUGUGACUUUUGUCUUCUUUUUUAUGACAUCUUUCGUCUCCAAAUAAAUUGCAAAAUUCUUUGAAUCUUCUGCUAAAAUUGUGUAACGCUGUUAGUAAGUAAACAUGUGCUAUAGUUUAAUUAAAUUUAAGUAAAAGAAAUUUCAUUUUUCUUUGAGAAAAUGAAGAAAAGUCACUUGAACACUCUUCAAAAUCUGAUUAAGUUUUAUUGUUGCGAAAUAAUUAUAAAUACCUCUAGUUAUAAUGAUAUCAAAUGAAAAAGAAAGAAAAACCUAUAUCUAAAGAUAAAUUAAACAUCUUUUGCUGAUUUUCUUUUUCUUUUUAAUAAAAAAAUUGCAUAUUGUGACCAAAAAGAAAAAUCAUAAAUUAUAAGCGAAAGUUUUAAUAAAAAUAAAAAAGAAAAAUUUAUAAAAUCGAAAGAAUA